UCCUCCGAUUAGGACCUGAACCGGGUGUGAGCGCGUGCGUUAAGUUUUCAGUGUUUUCCCAAAGAAUUUUGGAAAAGGAUUUUGUUUAAAAAAAAGCGGUCUAAUUGGAGAUUGUCCCGCGAUUCAAAGAAUUAUAAAAAAUAUGUGGAAGUCCGUGGUGUGUUUGGCCCUUUUGGGCGCCCUCGGUGCCGUCAGUGGAACGUCGAAGCUGCAGGAACGGUACAGCUGGCGUCAGAUGGACUUUGUGUUCCCGAACCAGCAGCUGAAGCAACAGGCCCUGGCCAGUGGGGACUACGUUCCGACCAACGGUCUUCCGGUCGGAAUCGAACGAUGGGAGAAUAAGCUCUUUGUGUCGGUGCCAAGAUGGAAGGAUGGCAUCCCAUCUACCCUGAACUACAUCGACAUGAACCAGACGCCCUCAGGAUCGCCACCGCUGAUCCCGUACCCAAGCUGGGCAACCAACGUGGCCGGAGACUGCGAGAACGGUCUAUCCACCGUGUACCGCAUCAAGGCUGACAAGUGCGGCCGUCUGUGGGUCCUGGAUACCGGUACCGUCGGUAUUGGCAACACCACCCAGCAGCUGUGCCCGUACGCUUUGAACAUCUUCGACCUGAAGACGAACACCCGCAUCCGGCGCUACGAACUGCGUGCGGACGACACCAACCAGAACACCUUCAUUGCCAACAUUGCCAUCGAUAUGGGCCGCAGCUGCGAGGACACCUUCGCGUACAUGUCCGAUGAGCUGGGCUACGGUUUGAUUGCGUACUCCUUCGAAAAGAACAAGUCCUGGCGAUUCGAGCACAGCUUCUUCUUCCCAGACCCUCUGCGCGGUGAUUUCAACGUUGCCGGCCUGAACUUCCAAUGGGGUGAGGAAGGUAUCUUCGGAAUGUCACUGUCCCCGAUGCAAGCCGAUGGUUUCCGUACCAUGUACUUCUCACCGCUGGCCAGCCACCGUGAAUUCAUGGUUUCCACUCAGGUCCUGCGCGACGAAGAAGGCGCCGAAGAGAGCUUCCACAAGUUCCAAUAUCUGAAGGAACGAGGACCCAACGCCCACACCACCUCCCGUGUGAUGAGCGAAACCGGCCUGCAGCUGUUCAACCUGAUCGAUCAGAACGCCGUCGGUUGCUGGCACUCGUCGCUCCCAUACAGCCCCGAAUACCACGGAAUCGUCGAUCGCGACGAUGUUGAACUGGUCUUCCCCGCUGACGUCAAGAUCGAUGCAGAGGAGAACGUGUGGGUCAUCUCCGACCGUAUGCCAGUGUUCCUGAUCGCCGAGCUGGACUACAGCGAUAUCAACUUCCGCAUUUUCACCGCUCCUCUGAGCACCCUGGUCGCCGGAACCGUGUGUGACGUCCAGCCAUCGGUCCGGCCAGGUGCCAUUCGGCCCAAAUUUGGAGGUACCGAACUCAGUACCUACCCGGGCUCUACCCUACUCCCAACUGGGUACACACAGCCUGCCAGCUACACACCUACCUCGUACGCCCCCACCGUUGCCCCAGUGACCAAGUACACCUCCAUCCCUUCGUAUGACCACCCGAGUUCUCACGUGUACACGACCCAGCAAUAUCCGACGACCGCCAAGGCGUACCACUUCAACAAGUACCACGGCGUUGAAUACCAGUCGCACGGAAAUGGCCACGGGGACUACCACCACCACCAGCACGGGGGCCACUACCACGAUCAGGAUCAUGAUCACGAGCACGGACCCUACGGUGGCCACCGGUACUGGGGUGCAGCCGACAAAAAACCGGAAGCCUGGAAGCAACAGUUCUACUAAUCCGUCCACUGCGGUGCAGGCAGCUUUUGUUUAGGGAAAUUUAGGUAAAUUAUUUGUCAGUGUAAAUCAGUACUCCUGUGUAUGUGUGUAAGCAGAUCGAUCGAACGAAUGUACACAAGUCGAAUAAAUUAAGAUUUUUGUUAUGAAA
This is a messenger RNA of Ochlerotatus camptorhynchus, 1925 nucleotides long. Its product is annotated as protein yellow-like. Gene Ontology annotation, cellular component: extracellular region. The coding region runs from base 143 to 1777 and encodes 544 amino acids. The transcript is spliced from 2 exons. NCBI's taxonomy places the organism in Eukaryota, Metazoa, Arthropoda, Insecta, Diptera, Culicidae. The record is from RefSeq and is a predicted model, not a curated record.